UACACCUACACCCUAGAUCCUCUAUCAGUUCCAGCUGUUUACACAACCGAAGUAGUAUCAGGAUCAUCUACUGCUACAGAAGUCGUAUCCUUCUACAGUACCACCAAUUCCGCUGGUGACGAAGUUGUGGUUUCUACCACCUACACCCUAGGUCCUCUAUCAGUUCCAGCUGUUUACACAACCGAAGUAGUAUCAGGAUCAUCUACUGCUACAGAAGUCGUAUCCUUCUACAGCACCACCAAUUCCGCUGGUGACGAAGUUGUGGCUUCUACCACCUACACCCUAGGUCCUCUAUCAGUUCCAGCUGUUUACACAACCGAAGUAGUAUCAGGAUCAUCUACUGCUACAGAAGUCGUUUCCUUCUACAGCACCACCAAUUCCGCUGGUGACGAAGUUCUGGUUUCUACCACCUACACCCUAGAUCCUCUAUCAGUUCCAGCUGUUUACACAACCGAAGUAGUAUCAGGAUCAUCUACUGCUACAGAAGUCGUUUCCUUCUACAGCACCACCAAUUCCGCUGGUGACGAAGUUCUGGUUUCUACCACCUACACCCUAGGUCCUCUAUCAGUUCCAGCUGUUUACACAACCGAAGUAGUAUCAGGAUCAUCUACUGCUACAGAAGUCGUUUCCUUCUACAGCACCACCAAUUCCGCUGGUGACGAAGUUCUGGUUUCUACCACCUACACCCUAGAUCCUCUAUCAGUUCCAGCUGUUUACACAACCGAAGUAGUAUCAGGAUCAUCUACUGCUACAGAAGUCGUUUCCUUCUACAGCACCACCAAUUCCGCUGGUGACGAAGUUGUGGCUUCUACCACCUACACCCUAGGUCCUCUAUCAGUUCCAGCUGUUUACACAACCGAAGUAGUAUCAGGAUCAUCUACUGCUACAGAAGUCGUUUCCUUCUACAGCACCACCAAUUCCGCUGGUGACGAAGUUGUGGCUUCUACCACCUACACCCUAGGUCCUCUAUCAGUUCCAGCUGUUUACACAACCGAAGUAGUAUCAGGAUCAUCUACCGUUACCGAAGUCGUUUCCUUCUACAGCACCACCAAUUCCGCUGGUGACGAAGUUCUGGUUUCUACCACCUACACCCUAGAUCCUCUAUCAGUUCCAGCUGUUUACACAACCGAAGUAGUAUCAGGAUCAUCUACUGCUACAGAAGUCGUAUCCUUCUACAGUACCACCAAUUCCGCUGGUGACGAAGUUGUGGUUUCUACCACCUACACCCUAGGUCCUCUAUUAGUUCCAGCUGUUUACACAACCGAAGUAGUAUCAGGAUCAUCUACUGCUACAGAAGUGGUAUCCUUCUACAGCACCACCAAUUCCGCUGGUGACGAAGUUGUGGCUUCUACCACCUACACCCUAGGUCCUCUAUCAGUUCCAGCUGUUUACACAACCGAAGUAGUAUCAGGAUCAUCUACUGCUACAGAAGUCGUUUCCUUCUACAGCACCACCAAUUCCGCUGGUGACGAAGUUGUGGCUUCUACCACUUACACCCUAGGUCCUCUAUCAGUUCCAGCUGUUUACACAACCGAAGUAGUAUCAGGAUCAUCUACUGCUACAGAAGUCGUUUCCUUCUACAGCACCACCAAUUCCGCUGGUGACGAAGUUCUGGCUUCUACCACCUACACCCUAGGUCCUCUAUCAGUUCCAGCUGUUUACACAACCGAAGUAGUAUCAGGAUCAUCUACUGCUACAGAAGUCGUAUCCUUCUACAGCACCACCAAUUCCGCUGGUGACGAAGUUGUGGCUUCUACCACCUACACCCUAGGUCCUCUAUCAGUUCCAGCUGUUUACACAACCGAAGUAGUAUCAGGAUCAUCUACUGCUACAGAAGUCGUUUCCUUCUACAGCACCACCAAUUCCGCUGGUGACGAAGUUGUGGCUUCUACCACCUACACCCUAGGUCCUCUAUCAGUUCCAGCUGUUUACACAACCGAAGUAGUAUCAGGAUCAUCUACCGUUACCGAAGUCGUUUCCUUCUACAGCACCACCAAUUCCGCUGGUGACGAAGUUCUGGUUUCUACCACCUACACCCUAGAUCCUCUAUCAGUUCCAGCUGUUUACACAACCGAAGUAGUAUCAGGAUCAUCUACCGUUACCGAAGUCGUUUCCUUCUACAGCACCACCAAUUCCGCUGGUGACGAAGUUCUGGUUUCUACCACCUACACCCUAGAUCCUCUAUCAGUUCCAGCUGUUUACACAACCGAAGUAGUAUCAGGAUCAUCUACUGCUACAGAAGUCGUAUCCUUCUACAGUACCACCAAUUCCGCUGGUGACGAAGUUGUGGUUUCUACCACCUACACCCUAGGUCCUCUAUCAGUUCCAGCUGUUUACACAACCGAAGUAGUAUCAGGAUCAUCUACUGCUACAGAAGUCGUAUCCUUCUACAGCACCACCAAUUCCGCUGGUGACGAAGUUGUGGCUUCUACCACCUACACCCUAGGUCCUCUAUCAGUUCCAGCUGUUUACACAACCGAAGUAGUAUCAGGAUCAUCUACUGCUACAGAAGUCGUUUCCUUCUACAGCACCACCAAUUCCGCUGGUGACGAAGUUCUGGUUUCUACCACCUACACCCUAGAUCCUCUAUCAGUUCCAGCUGUUUACACAACCGAAGUAGUAUCAGGAUCAUCUACUGCUACAGAAGUCGUUUCCUUCUACAGCACCACCAAUUCCGCUGGUGACGAAGUUCUGGUUUCUACCACCUACACCCUAGGUCCUCUAUCAGUUCCAGCUGUUUACACAACCGAAGUAGUAUCAGGAUCAUCUACUGCUACAGAAGUCGUUUCCUUCUACAGCACCACCAAUUCCGCUGGUGACGAAGUUGUGGCUUCUACCACCUACACCCUAGGUCCUCUAUCAGUUCCAGCUGUUUACACAACCGAAGUAGUAUCAGGAUCAUCUACUGCUACAGAAGUCGUUUCCUUCUACAGCACCACCAAUUCCGCUGGUGACGAAGUUGUGGCUUCUACCACCUACACCCUAGGUCCUCUAUCAGUUCCAGCUGUUUACACAACCGAAGUAGUAUCAGGAUCAUCUACCGUUACCGAAGUCGUUUCCUUCUACAGCACCACCAAUUCCGCUGGUGACGAAGUUCUGGUUUCUACCACCUACACCCUAGAUCCUCUAUCAGUUCCAGCUGUUUACACAACCGAAGUAGUAUCAGGAUCAUCUACUGCUACAGAAGUCGUAUCCUUCUACAGUACCACCAAUUCCGCUGGUGACGAAGUUGUGGUUUCUACCACCUACACCCUAGGUCCUCUAUUAGUUCCAGCUGUUUACACAACCGAAGUAGUAUCAGGAUCAUCUACUGCUACAGAAGUGGUAUCCUUCUACAGCACCACCAAUUCCGCUGGUGACGAAGUUCUGGUUUCUACCACCUACACCCUAGGUCCUCUAUCAGCUCCAGCUGCUUACACAACCGAAGUAGUAUCAGGAUCAUCUACUGCUACCGAAGUCGUAUCCUUCUACAGCACCACCAAUUCCGCUGGUGACGAAGUUGUGGCUUCUACCACCUACACCCUAGGUCCUCUAUCAGUUCCAGCUGCUUACACAAGCGAAGUAGUAUCAGGAUCAUCUACUGCUACAGAAGUCGUAUCCUUCUACAGCACCACCAAUUCCGCUGGUGACGAAGUUGUGGCUUCUACCACCUACACCCUAGGUCCUCUAUCAGUUCCAGCUGUUUACACAACCGAAGUAGUAUCAGGAUCAUCUACUGCUACAGAAGUCGUUUCCUUCUACAGCACCACCAAUUCCGCUGGUGACGAAGUUGUGGCUUCUACCACCUACACCCUAGGUCCUCUAUCAGUUCCAGCUGUUUACACAACCGAAGUAGUAUCAGGAUCAUCUACUGCUACAGAAGUCGUUUCCUUCUACAGCACCACCAAUUCCGCUGGUGACGAAGUUCUGGUUUCUACCACCUACACCCUAGAUCCUCUAUCAGUUCCAGCUGUUUACACAACCGAAGUAGUAUCAGGAUCAUCUACUGCUACAGAAGUCGUUUCCUUCUACAGCACCACCAAUUCCGCUGGUGACGAAGUUCUGGUUUCUACCACCUACACCCUAGGUCCUCUAUCAGUUCCAGCUGUUUACACAACCGAAGUAGUAUCAGGAUCAUCUACUGCUACAGAAGUCGUUUCCUUCUACAGCACCACCAAUUCCGCUGGUGACGAAGUUCUGGUUUCUACCACCUACACCCUAGAUCCUCUAUCAGUUCCAGCUGUUUACACAACCGAAGUAGUAUCAGGAUCAUCUACUGCUACAGAAGUCGUUUCCUUCUACAGCACCACCAAUUCCGCUGGUGACGAAGUUGUGGCUUCUACCACCUACACCCUAGGUCCUCUAUCAGUUCCAGCUGUUUACACAACCGAAGUAGUAUCAGGAUCAUCUACUGCUACAGAAGUCGUUUCCUUCUACAGCACCACCAAUUCCGCUGGUGACGAAGUUGUGGCUUCUACCACCUACACCCUAGGUCCUCUAUCAGUUCCAGCUGUUUACACAACCGAAGUAGUAUCAGGAUCAUCUACCGUUACCGAAGUCGUUUCCUUCUACAGCACCACCAAUUCCGCUGGUGACGAAGUUCUGGUUUCUACCACCUACACCCUAGAUCCUCUAUCAGUUCCAGCUGUUUACACAACCGAAGUAGUAUCAGGAUCAUCUACUGCUACAGAAGUCGUAUCCUUCUACAGUACCACCAAUUCCGCUGGUGACGAAGUUGUGGUUUCUACCACCUACACCCUAGGUCCUCUAUUAGUUCCAGCUGUUUACACAACCGAAGUAGUAUCAGGAUCAUCUACUGCUACAGAAGUGGUAUCCUUCUACAGCACCACCAAUUCCGCUGGUGACGAAGUUGUGGCUUCUACCACCUACACCCUAGGUCCUCUAUCAGUUCCAGCUGUUUACACAACCGAAGUAGUAUCAGGAUCAUCUACUGCUACAGAAGUCGUUUCCUUCUACAGCACCACCAAUUCCGCUGGUGACGAAGUUGUGGCUUCUACCACUUACACCCUAGGUCCUCUAUCAGUUCCAGCUGUUUACACAACCGAAGUAGUAUCAGGAUCAUCUACUGCUACAGAAGUCGUUUCCUUCUACAGCACCACCAAUUCCGCUGGUGACGAAGUUCUGGCUUCUACCACCUACACCCUAGGUCCUCUAUCAGUUCCAGCUGUUUACACAACCGAAGUAGUAUCAGGAUCAUCUACUGCUACAGAAGUCGUAUCCUUCUACAGCACCACCAAUUCCGCUGGUGACGAAGUUGUGGCUUCUACCACCUACACCCUAGGUCCUCUAUCAGUUCCAGCUGUUUACACAACCGAAGUAGUAUCAGGAUCAUCUACUGCUACAGAAGUCGUUUCCUUCUACAGCACCACCAAUUCCGCUGGUGACGAAGUUCUGGUUUCUACCACCUACACCCUAGAUCCUCUAUCAGUUCCAGCUGUUUACACAACCGAAGUAGUAUCAGGAUCAUCUACUGCUACAGAAGUCGUUUCCUUCUACAGCACCACCAAUUCCGCUGGUGACGAAGUUCUGGUUUCUACCACCUACACCCUAGGUCCUCUAUCAGUUCCAGCUGUUUACACAACCGAAGUAGUAUCAGGAUCAUCUACUGCUACAGAAGUCGUUUCCUUCUACAGCACCACCAAUUCCGCUGGUGACGAAGUUCUGGUUUCUACCACCUACACCCUAGAUCCUCUAUCAGUUCCAGCUGUUUACACAACCGAAGUAGUAUCAGGAUCAUCUACUGCUACAGAAGUCGUUUCCUUCUACAGCACCACCAAUUCCGCUGGUGACGAAGUUCUGGUUUCUACCACCUACACCCUAGAUCCUCUAUCAGUUCCAGCUGCUUACACAAGUGAAGUAGUAUCAGGAUCAUCUACUGCUACAGAAGUCGUAUCCUUCUACAGCACCACCAAUUCCGCUGGUGACGAAGUUGUGGCUUCUACCACCUACACCCUAGGUCCUCUAUCAGUUCCAGCUGUUUACACAACCGAAGUAGUAUCAGGAUCAUCUACUGCUACAGAAGUCGUUUCCUUCUACAGCACCACCAAUUCCGCUGGUGACGAAGUUGUGGCUUCUACCACCUACACCCUAGGUCCUCUAUCAGUUCCAGCUGUUUACACAACCGAAGUAGUAUCAGGAUCAUCUACUGCUACAGAAGUCGUAUCCUUCUACAGCACCACCAAUUCCGCUGGUGACGAAGUUGUGGCUUCUACCACCUACACCCUAGGUCCUCUAUCAGUUCCAGCUGUUUACACAACCGAAGUAGUAUCAGGAUCAUCUACUGCUACAGAAGUCGUUUCCUUCUACAGCACCACCAAUUCCGCUGGUGACGAAGUUGUGGCUUCUACCACCUACACCCUAGGUCCUCUAUCAGUUCCAGCUGUUUACACAACCGAAGUAGUAUCAGGAUCAUCUACCGUUACCGAAGUCGUUUCCUUCUACAGCACCACCAAUUCCGCUGGUGACGAAGUUCUGGUUUCUACCACCUACACCCUAGAUCCUCUAUCAGUUCCAGCUGUUUACACAACCGAAGUAGUAUCAGGAUCAUCUACUGCUACAGAAGUCGUAUCCUUCUACAGCACCACCAAUUCCGCUGGUGACGAAGUUCUGGUUUCUACCACCUACACCCUAGGUCCUCUAUCAGUUCCAGCUGCUUCCACAACCGAAAUAGUAUCAGGAUCAUCUACUGUUACUGAAGUGAUCUCCUUCUACAGCACCACCAAUUCCGCUGGUGACGAAGUUCUGGUUUCUACCACCUACACCCUAGGACCGCUAUCAGUUCCAGCUGCUUCCACAACCGAAGUAGUAUCAGGAUCAUCUACUGCUACCGAAGUGAUCUCCUUCUACAGCACCACCAAUUCCGCUGGUGACGAAGUUGUGGUUUCUACCACCUACACCCUAGGUUCUCUAUCUGUUCCAGCUGUUUACACAACCGAAGUAGUAUCAGGAUCAUCUACUGCUACCGAAGUGAUCUCCUUCUACAGCGCCACCAAUUCCGCUGGUGACGAAGUUCUGGCUUCUACCACCUACACCCUAGGACCUCUAUCUGAUCCAGCUGCUUCCACAACCGAAAUAGUAUCAGGAUCAUUUACUGUUACUGAAGUGAUCUCCUUCUACAGCACCACCAAUUCCGCCGGUGACGAAGUGGUGGCUUCUACCACCUACACCCUAGGACCGCUAUCAGUUCCAGCUGCUUCCACAACCGAAGUAGUAUCAGGAUCAUCUACUGCUACCGAAGUCGUAUCAUUCUACAGCACCACCAAUUCCGCUGGUGACGAAGUUCUGGUUUCUACCACCUACACCCUAGGACCUCUAUCUGAUCCAGCUGCUUCCACAACCGAAAUAGUAUCAGGAUCAUCUACUGUUACUGAAGUGAUCUCCUUCUACAGCACCACCAAUUCCGCUGGUGACGAAGUUCUGGUUCCUACCACCUACACCCUAGGACCGCUAUCAGUUCCAGCUGUUUACACAACCGAAGUAGUAUCAGGAUCAUCUACUGCUACAGAAGUCGUAUCCUUCUACAGCACCACCAAUUCCGCUGGUGACGAAGUUGUGGCUUCUACCACCUACACCCUAGGUCCUCUAUCAGUUCCAGCUGUUUACACAACCGAAGUAGUAUCAGGAUCAUCUACCGUUACCGAAGUCGUUUCCUUCUACAGCACCACCAAUUCCGCUGGUGACGAAGUUGUGGCUUCUACCACCUACACCCUAGGUCCUCUAUCAGUUCCAGCUGUUUACACAACCGAAGUAGUAUCAGGAUCAUCUACUGCUACAGAAGUCGUAUCCUUCUACAGCACCACCAAUUCCGCUGGUGACGAAGUUCUGACUUCUACCACCUACACCCUAGGUCCUCUAUCAGUUCCAGCUGUUUACACAACCGAAGUAGUAUCAGGAUCAUCUACUGCUACAGAAGUCGUAUCCUUCUACAGCACCACCAAUUCCGCUGGUGACGAAGUUGUGGCUUCUACCACCUACACCCUAGGUCCUCUAUCAGUUCCAGCUGUUUACACAACCGAAGUAGUAUCAGGAUCAUCUACUGCUACAGAAGUCGUUUCCUUCUACAGCACCACCAAUUCCGCUGGUGACGAAGUUGUGGCUUCUACCACCUACACCCUAGGUCCUCUAUCAGUUCCAGCUGUUUACACAACCGAAGUAGUAUCAGGAUCAUCUACUGCUACAGAAGUCGUAUCCUUCUACAGCACCACCAAUUCCGCUGGUGACGAAGUUGUGGCUUCUACCACCUACACCCUAGGUCCUCUAUCAGUUCCAGCUGUUUACACAACCGAAGUAGUAUCAGGAUCAUCUACUGCUACAGAAGUCGUUUCCUUCUACAGCACCACCAAUUCCGCUGGUGACGAAGUUGUGGCUUCUACCACCUACACCCUAGGUCCUCUAUCAGUUCCAGCUGUUUACACAACCGAAGUAGUAUCAGGAUCAUCUACUGCUACCGAAGUCGUAUCCUUCUACAGCACCACCAAUUCCGCUGGUGACGAAGUUGUGGCUUCUACCACCUACACCCUAGGUCCUCUAUCAGUUCCAGCUGUUUACACAACCGAAGUAGUAUCAGGAUCAUCUACUGCUACAGAAGUCGUUUCCUUCUACAGCACCACCAAUUCCGCUGGUGACGAAGUUGUGACUUCUACCACCUACACCCUAGGUCCUCUAUCAGUUCCAGCUGCUUACACAAGUGAAGUAGUAUCAGGAUCAUCUACCGUUACCGAAGUCGUUUCCUUCUACAGCACCACCAAUUCCGCUGGUGACGAAGUUCUGGUUUCUACCACCUACACCCUAGAUCCUCUAUCAGUUCCAGCUGUUUACACAACCGAAGUAGUAUCAGGAUCAUCUACCGUUACCGAAGUCGUUUCCUUCUACAGCACCACCAAUUCCGCUGGUGACGAAGUUGUGGCUUCUACCACCUACACCCUAGGUCCUCUAUCAGUUCCAGCUGUUUACACAACCGAAGUAGUAUCAGGAUCAUCUACUGCUACAGAAGUCGUAUCCUUCUACAGCACCACCAAUUCCGCUGGUGACGAAGUUGUGGCUUCUACCACCUACACCCUAGGUCCUCUAUCAGUUCCAGCUGUUUACACAACCGAAGUAGUAUCAGGAUCAUCUACUGCUACAGAAGUCGUAUCCUUCUACAGCACCACCAAUUCCGCUGGUGACGAAGUUGUGGCUUCUACCACCUACACCCUAGGUCCUCUAUCAGUUCCAGCUGUUUACACAACCGAAGUAGUAUCAGGAUCAUCUACUGCUACAGAAGUCGUUUCCUUCUACAGCACCACCAAUUCCGCUGGUGACGAAGUUCUGGUUUCUACCACCUACACCCUAGAUCCUCUAUCAGUUCCAGCUGUUUACACAACCGAAGUAGUAUCAGGAUCAUCUACUGCUACAGAAGUCGUUUCCUUCUACAGCACCACCAAUUCCGCUGGUGACGAAGUUCUGGUUUCUACCACCUACACCCUAGGUCCUCUAUCAGUUCCAGCUGUUUACACAACCGAAGUAGUAUCAGGAUCAUCUACCGUUACCGAAGUCGUUUCCUUCUACAGCACCACCAAUUCCGCUGGUGACGAAGUUCUGGUUUCUACCACCUACACCCUAGAUCCUCUAUCAGUUCCAGCUGUUUACACAACCGAAGUAGUAUCAGGAUCAUCUACUGCUACAGAAGUCGUUUCCUUCUACAGCACCACCAAUUCCGCUGGUGACGAAGUUGUGGCUUCUACCACUUACACCCUAGGUCCUCUAUCAGUUCCAGCUGUUUACACAACCGAAGUAGUAUCAGGAUCAUCUACUGCUACAGAAGUCGUUUCCUUCUACAGCACCACCAAUUCCGCUGGUGACGAAGUUGUGGCUUCUACCACCUACACCCUAGGUCCUCUAUCAGUUCCAGCUGUUUACACAACCGAAGUAGUAUCAGGAUCAUCUACUGCUACAGAAGUCGUAUCCUUCUACAGCACCACCAAUUCCGCUGGUGACGAAGUUGUGGCUUCUACCACCUACACCCUAGGUCCUCUAUCAGUUCCAGCUGUUUACACAACCGAAGUAGUAUCAGGAUCAUCUACCGUUACCGAAGUCGUUUCCUUCUACAGCACCACCAAUUCCGCUGGUGACGAAGUUCUGGUUUCUACCACCUACACCCUAGAUCCUCUAUCAGUUCCAGCUGUUUACACAACCGAAGUAGUAUCAGGAUCAUCUACUGCUACAGAAGUCGUAUCCUUCUACAGCACCACCAAUUCCGCUGGUGACGAAGUUCUGGUUUCUACCACCUACACCCUAGGUCCUCUAUCAGUUCCAGCUGCUUACACAACCGAAGUAGUAUCAGGAUCAUCUACUGCUACCGAAGUCGUAUCCUUCUACAGCACCACCAAUUCCGCUGGUGACGAAGUUGUGGCUUCUACCACCUACACCCUAGGUCCUCUAUCAGUUCCAGCUGUUUACACAAGCGAAGUAGUAUCAGGAUCAUCUACUGCUACAGAAGUCGUAUCCUUCUACAGCACCACCAAUUCCGCUGGUGACGAAGUUGUGGCUUCUACCACCUACACCCUAGGUCCUCUAUCAGUUCCAGCUGUUUACACAACCGAAGUAGUAUCAGGAUCAUCUACUGCUACCGAAGUAGUAUCCUUCUACAGCACCACCAAUUCCGCUGGUGACGAAGUUCUGGUUUCUACCACUUACACCUUACUACCGCUAUCAGUUCCAGCUGCUUCCACAACCGAAGUAGUAUCAGGAUCAUCUACUGCUACUGAAGUCGUAUACUUCUACAGCACCACCAAUUCCGCUGGUGACGAAGUUCUGGUUUCUACCACCUACACCCUAGGUCCUCUAUCAGUUCCAGCUGCUUCCACAACCGAAGUAGUAUCAGGAUCAUCUACUGUUACUGAAGUGAUCUCCUUCUACAGCACCACCAAUUCCGCUGGUGACGAAGUUCUGGUUUCUACCACCUACACCCUAGGUCCCCUAUCUGUUCCAGCUGUUUACACAACCGAAGUAGUAUCAGGAUCAUCUACUGCUACCGAAGUCGUAUCCUUCUACAGCACCACCAAUUCCGCUGGUGACGAAGUGGUGGCUUCUACCACCUACACCCUAGGUUCUCUAUCUGUUCCAGCUGUUUACACAACCGAAGUAGUAUCAGGAUCAUCUACUGCUACCGAAGUGAUCUCCUUCUACAGCGCCACCAAUUCCGCUGGUGACGAAGUUCUGGCUUCUACCACCUACACCCUAGGACCUCUAUCUGAUCCAGCUGCUUCCACAACCGAAAUAGUAUCAGGAUCAUUUACUGUUACUGAAGUGAUCUCCUUCUACAGCACCACCAAUUCCGCCGGUGACGAAGUGGUGGCUUCUACCACCUACACCCUAGGACCGCUAUCAGUUCCAGCUGCUUCCACAACCGAAGUAGUAUCAGGAUCAUCUACUGCUACCGAAGUCGUAUCAUUCUACAGCACCACCAAUUCCGCUGGUGACGAAGUUCUGGUUUCUACCACCUACACCCUAGGACCUCUAUCUGAUCCAGCUGCUUCCACAACCGAAAUAGUAUCAGGAUCAUCUACUGUUACUGAAGUGAUCUCCUUCUACAGCACCACCAAUUCCGCUGGUGACGAAGUUCUGGUUCCUACCACCUACACCCUAGGACCGCUAUCAGUUCCAGCUGCUUCCACAACCGAAGUAGUAUCAGGAUCAUCUACUGCUACCGAAGUCGUAUCCUUCUACAGCACCACCAAUCCCGCUGGUGACGAAGUUCUGGUUUCUACCACUUACACCCUAGGUCCUCUAUCUGUUCCAGUUGCUUCCACAACCGAAGUAGUAUCAGGAUCAUCUAUUGUUACUGAAGUCGUAUCCUUCUACAGCACCACCAAUUCCGCUGGUGACGAAGUUCUGGUUUCUACCACCUACACCCCAGUACCUCUAUCAGUUCCAGCUGUUUACACAACCGAAGUAGUAUCAGGAUCAUCUACUGCUACCGAAGUAGUAUCCUUCUACAGCACCACCAAUUCCGCUGGUGACGAAGUUCUGGUUUCUACCACUUACACCUUACUACCGCUAUCAGUUCCAGCUGCUUCCACAACCGAAGUAGUAUCAGGAUCAUCUACUGCUACUGAAGUCGUAUACUUCUACAGCACCACCAAUUCCGCUGGUGACGAAGUUCUGGUUUCUACCACCUACACCCUAGGUCCUCUAUCUGUUCCAGUUGCUUCCACAACCGAAGUAGUAUCAGGAUCAUCUACUGCUACCGAAGUGAUUUCCUUCUACAGCACCACCAAUUCCGCUGGUGACGAAGUUCUGGUUUCUACCACCUACACCCUAGGACCGCUAUCAGUUCCAGCUGCUUCCACAACCGAAGUAGUAUCAGGAUCAUCUACUGUUACUGAAGUGAUCUCCUUCUACAGCACCACUAAUCCCGCUGGUGACGAAGUUCUGGUUUCUAUCACCUACACCCCAGGACCUCUAUCAGUUCCAGCUGCUUCCACAACCGAAGUAGUAUCAGGAUCAUCUAUUGUUACUGAAGUCGUAUCCUUCUACAGCACCACCAAUUCCGCUGGUGACGAAGUUGUGGUUUCUAUCACCUACACCCUAGGUCCUCUAUCAGUUCCAGCUGCUUCCACAACCGAAGUAGUAUCAGGAUCAUCUACUGUUACUGAAGUGAUCUCCUUCUACAGCACCACCAAUUCCGCUGGUGACGAAGUUCUGGUUUCUACCACCUACACCCUAGGUCCCCUAUCUGUUCCAGCUGUUUACACAACCGAAGUAGUAUCAGGAUCAUCUACUGCUACCGAAGUCGUAUCCUUCUACAGCACCACCAAUUCCGCUGGUGACGAAGUGGUGGCUUCUACCACCUACACCCUAGGUCCUCUAUCAGUUCCAGCUGCUUCCACAACCGAAGUAGUAUCAGGAUCAUCUACUGUUACCGAAGUCGUAUCCUUCUACAGCACCACCAAUUCCGCUGGUGACGAAGUUCUGGUUUCUACCACCUACACCCUAGGUCCUCUAUCAGUUCCAGCUGCUUCCACAAGCGAAGUAGUAUCAGGAUCAUCUAUUGUUACUGAAGUGAUCUCCUUCUACAGCACCACCAAUUCCGCUGGUGACGAAGUUCUGGUUUCUACCACUUACACCCUAGGUCCUCUAUCUGAUCCAGCUGCUUCCACAACCGAAGUAGUAUCAGGAUCAUCUACUGCUACCGAAGUCGUAUCCUUCUACAGCACCACCAAUUCCGCUGGUGACGAAGUGGUGGCUUCUACCACCUACACCCUAGGUCCUCUAUCAGUUCCAGCUGCUUCCACAACCGAAGUAGUAUCAGGAUCAUCUACUGUUACCGAAGUCGUAUCCUUCUACAGCACCACCAAUUCCGCUGGUGACGAAGUUCUGGCUUCUACCACCUACACCCUAGGACCUCUAUCUGUUCCAGUUGCUUCCACAACCGAAGUAGUAUCAGGAUCAUCUAUUGUUACUGAAGUCGUAUCCUUCUACAGCACCACCAAUUCCGCUGGUGACGAAGUUCUGGUUUCUACCACCUACACCCCAGUACCUCUAUCAGUUCCAGCUGCUUCCACAACCGAAGUAGUAUCAGGAUCAUCUACUGCUACUGAAGUGAUCUCCUUCUACAGCACCACCAAUUCCGCUGGUGACGAAGUUCUGGCUUCUACCACCUACACCCUAGGACCUCUAUCUGAUCCAGCUGCUUCCACAACCGAAAUAGUAUCAGGAUCAUCUACUGUUACCGAAGUGAUCUCCUUCUACAGCACCACCAAUUCCGCCGGUGACGAAGUGGUGGCUUCUACCACCUACACCCUAGGACCGCUAUUUGUUCCAGCUGCUUCCACAACCGAAGUAGUAUCAGGAUCAUCUACUGUUACUGAAGUGAUCUCCUUCUACAGCACCACCAAUCCCGCUGGUGACGAAGUUCUGGUUUCUACCACUUACACCCUAGGUCCUCUAUCUGAUCCAGCUGCUUCCACAACCGAAGUAGUAUCAGGAUCAUCUACUGCUACCGAAGUCGUAUCCUUCUACAGCACCACCAAUUCCGCUGGUGACGAAGUGGUGGCUUCUACCACCUACACCCUAGGUCCUCUAUCAGUUCCAGCUGCUUCCACAACCGAAGUAGUAUCAGGAUCAUCUACUGUUACCGAAGUCGUAUCCUUCUACAGCACCACCAAUUCCGCUGGUGACGAAGUUCUGGCUUCUACCACCUACACCCUAGGACCUCUAUCUGUUCCAGUUGCUUCCACAACCGAAGUAGUAUCAGGAUCAUCUAUUGUUACCGAAGUCGUAUCCUUCUACAGCACCACCAAUUCCGCUGGUGACGAAGUGGUGGCUUCUACCACCUACACCCUAGGUCCUCUAUCAGUUCCAGCUGCUUCCACAACCGAAGUAGUAUCAGGAUCAUCUACUGUUACCGAAGUCGUAUCCUUCUACAGCACCACCAAUUCCGCUGGUGACGAAGUGGUGGCUUCUACCACCUACACCCUAGGUCCUCUAUCUGAUCCAGCUGCUUCCACAACCGAAGUAGUAUCAGGAUCAUCUACUGCUACCGAAGUCGUAUCCUUCUACAGCACCACCAAUUCCGCUGGUGACGAAGUUGUGGUUUCUACCACUUACACCCAAGGUCCUCUAUCAGUUCCAGCUGCUUCCACAACCGAAGUAGUAUCAGGAUCAUCUACUGCUACCGAAGUCGUAUCCUUCUACAGCACCACCAAUUCCGCUGGUGACGAAGUUGUGGUUUCUACCACUUACACCCUAGGUUCUCUAUCAGUUCCAGCUGUUUACACAACCGAAGUAGUAUCAGGAUCAUCUACUGCUACCGAAGUCGUAUCCUUCUACAGCACCACCAAUUCCGCUGGUGACGAAGUUGUGGUUUCUACCACCUACACCCUAGGUUCUCUAUCAGUUCCAGCUGUUUACACAACCGAAGUAGUAUCAGGAUCAUCUACUGCUACCGAAGUCGUAUCCUUCUACAGCACCACCAAUUCCUCUGGUGACGAAGUGGUGGCUUCUACCACCUACACCCUAGGUCCUCUAUCUGAUCCAGCUGUUUACACAACCGAAGUAGUAUCAGGAUCAUCUACUGCUACAGAAGUUGUAUCGUUUUAUAAUACCUUCUAUGAAUCCCAGGUCCAGAGAGUUUCAUUGUAUGAUCCUGCAGUAGGAUAUUUUAAUGUGUCUUCCGUUGUUGUUUUAAGUAAAAGUUUAGAUUUUGUUAUUAGUAGUAACAGUGGAAUUCGUAGCGCACCUGUUGAAAGUUGUGUAUCAAGUACUGUUAUUAUUUUGAGACAUUAUUCAGUGAAUGCUGAUGGUACUGCCACCAUACUGAGUAAAUCUUCCAGCGGAGAGACAGACUCUGUAUUUACAAAUCAUAAAUCUUCAAAUGCCAAUCCAAUAUCCAGUAAUUUAAUAUGCACUUCUUGCGAUGUGACAUCUUCAACUAAUGUUGAAUCAGUACAUAAAUCCACUGAUAUAAUUGGAUCGAUUCCAGAGAAUUUGUCAAACGUUAGAACCUCAUUUAUGAGCUCUCCUAUUGCUAGGGAGACUCCUACAGCAACAGAAAAUAAUAGUUCGGACAAAACAGUCAAUGAUGUUACUAUACUAAUUAUUUCUAGCCAUAAAAUUGUUAUAACCCCAUCAAUUCCAUCAUCUACUGCUGCUAGUGAGACUACUAACCUAACGGACAAUACUGCUACUCACAUUACUCCCAACGACCCAGCAGACAACAUUUCUACUCACAUUACUUCAACCGACCCAGCAGAUAAUACUACAAGUACAACCUCAUCAGUUCCACCAGCUUCUGUUGCUAGUGAGACUACUAACCCAACAGACAACACUUCUACUCACAUCACUUCAACCGACUCUGCACGUCACACAACUGUUAUAACCUCAUCAGUUCCACCAUCUUCUGCUGCUAGUGAGACUACUAACCUAACAGACAAUACUGCUACUCACAUUACUUCAAACGACCCAACAGACAACAUUUUUACUCACAUUACUUCAACCGACCCAGCAGAUAAUACUACAAGUACAACCUCAUCAGUUCCACCAGCUUCUGUUGCUAGUGAGACUACUAACCCAACAGACAAUACUGCUACUCACAUUACUUCAACCGACAAAGCAGAUAAUACUACAAGUACGACCUCAUCAGUUCCAAAUUCUAAUACACAAAGUGUAACUACAUUAGUUCCAUCAGGUAGCUCUAUGACGGCCGUAUCUUCAGAUUUGAAUAUUUUUGUCACUGAUGAUGUCACAUCUUCUGGAUAUAACCCAUCUGCUACUGUAGGUAUUUCUUCUACUUAUGAAGGUGCAGGUUUAUCACGUAAGAUAAGCAAUUCCUUAUCCGGUUUGAUUGGUAUGAUUGUUUUGGCAAUUUUGGUUUAG
Messenger RNA from Vanderwaltozyma polyspora DSM 70294, 16356 nucleotides. RefSeq lists its product as uncharacterized. Lineage: Eukaryota; Fungi; Ascomycota; Saccharomycetes; Saccharomycetales; Saccharomycetaceae. The annotation marks the transcript as partial. The transcript has a single exon. The record is from RefSeq and is a predicted model, not a curated record.